AUGGUUACAAUCAGGGGCGUGGCCGGCCCGAAGGUGGCGUCGCUGUCCGGGAGCCGCCGGGUCCGCCGGCUGCCCUCGCUGGGCCGCGUCGCGGUGGUGGUGGACCAGGGCUCGGGCUUCACCAAGGCGGGCUUCGCGGGCGAGGAGCAGCCGCGCCUGGUACUGAAGAGCUCCAGCCUGGUGCCCAGCUGGGACUGGCCCGUGCUGCCCGGCUGUGAGCUGGCGGGCGGCGUGGCGCGGGCGCACCCCAUCAAGCACGGCGUGGUGGUGGACUGGGAGGCGCUGGAGGGGCUGUGGGAGCGCCUGCUGGUGGGCGGCCUGCGGGUGUGCCCAGAGCAGUGGCCGGUGCUGGUGAGCGACUCGCCGUCGGCUCCGCCCGCGGGCCGCGAGAGGGUGGCCGAGCUGCUGUUCGAGGCCCUGGCGGUGCCCGCGUGCCACAUAGCCAGCACCGCGUUGCUGGCGCUCUGCUCUGUCGGCGCGUUCAGCGGGCUGGCCUUGGAGGCGGGCGCUGGCGUGUGCCACGCCACACCCAUCUAUGCGGGUCACUCGUGGCACGAGGCCACCUUCCGGCUGGACGUGGCAGGCAGUACUCUGUCGCGUUACCUGCGGGACCUGCUGGUGGCAGCCUGCCCCGAUCAACGAGUGCAUGCCCUGCCCCGCAAGGUCAUCACACAGCUCAAGAAGCGCUGCUGCUAUGUGUCGCUGGACUUCGAGGGUGACCUCCGUAACCCUGCCCGCCACCGUCCUGUCAGUUUCUACUUAGGCAAUGGAUGCUCUGUCUGCCUCAGCAGUGAGCGCUUCCGCUGCCCGGAACCUAUCUUCCAGCCGGGUCUGCUAGGCCAGGCUGAGCCGGGACUGCCCACCCUGGCCUUCCGGGCACUGCAGAGGAUGCCCACAACACUACGGACACGGCUGGCCAACACCGUGGUGGUGGCCGGUGGCUCCACGCUUUUCCCUGGCUUCACUGAGCGCCUGGAGAUGGAGCUGGAAGCCCAGUGCCGGCGGCAUGGUUAUGGGGCACUGCAGCCUCGCCUGGUGGCCAAACCCGGGCGUGGCACAGCAGUGUGGACAGGCGGCUCCAUGGUGGCCUCAUUGCGUUCCUUCCAAUGCCACUGGAUGACCCGGGCCAUGUACCAGGAAUGUGGCUCCAGGCUGGUGCAUGAAGUGUUCAACUGACUCAUGUUGGACUGGGGGGUGGGGUGCAGAGGCAGAGACACCUGGCAGGCUGAGCUGCAGCUCUAUCAGAGGCAUUGAGUGCCAGAUAAAAGGCUCAGUGAUUGGAGCUUGCAGAGUCGUGUGGUGAUGGGUCACCCUCUACCCCUUUCUGGGCCAGGAGGAGGUGGUCAGGACCCCUGGGGCCCUUACUUUGACCUGCAGUUUGAAUCCCCACUAACCAGUGCCAGUUCAGAGAAUGCCAGUCUAGGGGCCCACCCCCAGGGCCCUGUUUCCAUGGCAACAAGGAAGGCGAUGCCCCCACCUGUGUCCAGGCCACAGAUAUGGAAGUCCUCAUAACAUACCAACCCCUCAUCAUAUACCAUUUGGAUUCCCAUCCCAUGCCAGGCCCCAAGGGAUGACUGUUUGAAAAACUACUAAAUCCCAUGUGAAAGCAACCAGAAGGGGAAGCCCUGUCCUCAGAUGAUCAUCAACUUGCUGAGAGCCUCAAAGUGAGGUCAGGCACAAUCCCAGGCCUGCUCACUGUUCCUUCCUCACCCCCUUAGGUGGAGACAUUUCUUAAAAAGAACACAGA
Lagenorhynchus albirostris (white-beaked dolphin) is the source of this 1747-nucleotide messenger RNA. It is a transcript of the gene ACTL10, whose product is annotated as actin like 10. The coding region runs from base 1 to 1176 and encodes 391 amino acids. The transcript has 2 exons. The record is from RefSeq and is a predicted model, not a curated record. Lineage: Eukaryota; Metazoa; Chordata; Mammalia; Artiodactyla; Delphinidae.